Messenger RNA from Carcharodon carcharias (great white shark), 4830 nucleotides. RefSeq names its product multiple EGF like domains 6 (gene megf6). The record is from RefSeq and is a predicted model, not a curated record. Bases 1 to 4830 code for a protein of 1609 amino acids. Lineage: Eukaryota; Metazoa; Chordata; Chondrichthyes; Lamniformes; Lamnidae. The transcript has 38 exons. Gene Ontology annotation, molecular function: protein binding; calcium ion binding; scavenger receptor activity.
AUGGUAAGGAACAGGCCACAUGUGUGCAUGGAGCAGGAGCUGGCUAUGGUGGGACACAGACAACCUUGUGUGCAGGCUUUCACACGGAUGGUUAAAGUGUGGAAACAGGGAUGUACUGCACAGCGGUGGUGUGUUGGGUAUGAAAGGAGGACUGGGUAUUAUACUGCCUAUAGACAGGUGUACAACGUGGAGCUCCAGAACAUCUAUAAAUGCUGCCCAGGGUGGAACCAGCAGAACGAGGAGCCUGGCUGCUUACAUCCUACAUGUGCUAUUGGUACAUGCUUCAAUGGAGGGAAGUGUGCUGAAGGAAUUUCUCAGGUGUGCCAGUGUCCAGAGGGAUUCCAGGGCCCCCGAUGCCAGUAUGAUGUGAAUGAAUGUGUCACAGAAAAUGGAGGUUGCCAAGAUCAGUGUUGCAACACCAUCGGCAGUUAUUAUUGCAAGUGCCCAACAGGACAGAGAUUGGCGACUAAUGGGAAAAUUUGUGAAGAUGUUGACGAGUGCACUGUGGUCAAUGGAGGUUGCCAGCAAAGUUGUGUCAACACCCAAGGGUCCUUUUACUGUGAAUGUGAGCCUGGCUAUAAGAUCCACGCAGAUGGUCGCACAUGCAUCACUGUCAACUCCUGUUCCAUGAACAAUGGUGGCUGUGAGCAUGAGUGUGUGCAGAUUAGUGAAAACCACUACCAGUGCCUUUGUCAACGGAACUACCAGCUGAAGAGAGAUGGGAAGCACUGCGAAUUGAAAGAUCCAUGCAGUGAGAGGAACGGUGGGUGUGGCCACAUAUGCCGCAAUGAAGCUGGAUUUGCACAAUGUGAAUGUAAUCCUGGAUAUCAGCUAAUGGUGAAUGGGAAAAGCUGUGAUGACAUUAAUGAGUGUACCACAGGAAUUGCAAUGUGUGCUCAUCAAUGUGUCAAUAUCCUGGGAUCAUUCAGCUGCAUCUGUAAUCCUGGCUUUGAGCUGGGUUCUGAUGGGAAGCAGUGUUACCGUAUUGAAAUGGAGAUUGUGAACAGCUGUGAAAGGAACAAUGGUGGUUGUACUCACCACUGCAAACACACAACCAAUGGGCCCUCCUGUUCCUGUAAUGUCGGAUAUCUACUGGACUCUGAUGGGCGUACAUGUCUUGAUUCCAAUGAGUGUGAGACUGACACAGCAUGCUGUGCACAAGACUGUAAUAACAAUCCUGGAGGCUAUGAAUGCAGCUGUCGAGCAGGAUACAGGCUGAACAUGGAUGGAUGCAGCUGUGAUGAUGUGGAUGAGUGCACAGCAGACAAUGCUGGCUGUGACCAUCUGUGUAUAAACACCCUUGGAUCCUAUCAGUGUACAUGUCAGGGAGGAUACAGACUGGACACAGACAGGAAAAGCUGUACUUCUCUUGAUGAUGAAUUUGAAGGAGAGUUGGAUGAAGAGGAGGAAGGAAUAGAACUGUCCAGGUUCCAAGAUAUUCUAUUAAGAACCCCUCCACAGCUUCUUCACUACAAAUCCUCCCUGACGCCCUUCUAUCAGGAAGAUAUGAGGAGUGAACUCAGACUUGUGCAUAAAAUCAUUUGCUUAGAUAAUACCUUUGGGAAUGACUGCAGCCUGACCUGUAAUGAUUGUUUUAAUGGAGGCAUCUGCAAUGCUGAGGGAGAUGGCUGCAGCUGUCCUGCAGGAUGGGCAGGCCUCAUCUGUAAUGAAACAUGUCCCCAGGGUACCUUUGGGAAGGACUGCAAUAGCAUCUGCAAGUGUAAGAAUGGAGGAUCGUGUGAUGCAGUCACAGGGACAUGUCGCUGCCCACCUGGAAUUGGUGGAGAAUUUUGUGAAGAUGGCUGUCCAAAAGGAUUCUUUGGGAAAGGCUGUAAUAAGCGAUGUAAUUGUGCCAGCAAUGGCUACUGUCACCGAUUCUAUGGGGCUUGUUUGUGCGAUCCUGGAUUAUAUGGACGCUUCUGCCAUUUAUCUUGUCCUAAGUGGGCAUUCGGACCUGGAUGUUCCAAAGAAUGUCAGUGUGUACAAGCACAUGCAGCGGGCUGUGACCCCAAAAAUGGCACAUGUAUUUGUAAACCAGGUUUCCACGGCCUCCGAUGCGCAAAAGAAUGCAAAGUUGGCUCCUAUGGUGUUGGCUGUAAAUUCCAUUGUGACUGUCCCAUUGGUGUGCCAUGUGAUCACAAGACUGGCGAGUGUAAACACCAGUGCCCACCAGGGUUCCACGGAGAGCAAUGUCACUUGACUUGUAACUCCAGGAGAUUUGGGGUUAACUGCAGACAGAACUGUGACUGUGGAGGGGCAUCUUGCGACUCACGGACUGGCCAGUGUAUCUGCCCUGCUGGCAAAAUGGGAUUGUCGUGUGAAAUAGAUUGCCCGGCUGGUCGCUGGGGCAUAAACUGCCAGUUCUCCUGCGGUGAUUGUGAAAAUGGAGGUGUUUGUAACAAGGAGCUGGGGAUAUGUGACUGUCCUGCAGGAUUCACCGGAGCACUUUGUCAGGACGCUUGCCCCCUGGGUUAUUAUGGGCCAUCUUGUCAAUAUUCCUGCCGCUGUGAAAAUGAUACACAGUGUAACGCUGUAACUGGAGACUGUGUCUGUGGCCCUGGCUGGAUGGGGCAUGACUGCAAAGCACUUUGUGACGUGGGCCGAUGGGGCAUAGGCUGCAAGAAUGUCUGUGACUGCAACAGUGCUGAUGGGAGCUGUGAUCCUGUGACUGGCCACUGUCUGUGUGAGGCAGGAUACACAGGGGAUCAUUGUGAACAGAAGUGCCCUGGUGGAAGCUAUGGUUCAAGGUGUAAAUUCACAUGUCAGUGUGACAACGGAGCAGCUUGUGACCAUGUGAGUGGCGCAUGCACCUGUGCAGCAGGAUGGACCGGAACUUUCUGUGAAAGAUCAUGUCCUGAUGGAUUUCAUGGCUUUGACUGCCAGCAGAUGUGCAACUGCAGAAAUGGUGCCAGAUGUGAUCAUGUGACUGGAGCGUGCCACUGUCCUCCAGGCUGGCUGGGACCUCAGUGCAGCCAGCCGUGUCAGGGACAGAGGUAUGGUCAGGGAUGCAGCCAGAUGUGUAACUGCUCCAAUAAUGCAGCAUGUGACCACAUGACUGGCCAAUGCCUGUGCACUCCCGGAUGGACAGGAACUGCAUGUCACCAACGAUGCCCUGCUGGGUCCUAUGGACUGAACUGCUUACAGCCCUGUAUCUGCAGGAACACAGCCCAGUGUGACCAUGUGAAUGGCUCAUGCACUUGCCCCAAAGGGUGGACUGGUAUAGCUUGCGAGCUUGAAUGUGAAGAUGGGCGGUAUGGGGAGGGAUGUCAGCAAUACUGCAGCUGCAGUAAUGGGGGAACCUGCGAUCGAAACACUGGACAGUGCAUUUGCAGACCUGGCUGGAUUGGAGAAACAUGUCAGACUCGUUGCCCAGUUGGAUAUUACGGAGAGCGUUGUGAGGAGAGAUGUGACUGUGAAAAUGCCAUUUCCUGCCACCACGAGACUGCAGCUUGUCAAUGUGCCCGAGGUUGGCGGGGGAAGAGAUGUGAGAAACCGUGUUUGCCUGGUUACUAUGGAGAGAACUGUGGCCAGAGCUGUGAGUGCCCUCCUGGCAUUGCCUGUAACCAUGUGACCGGGGGAUGUGGCUGUCCGGCUGGAUUCACUGGCAAUGGUUGUGAAGAAAAUUGUACGCCAGGUACCUACGGACAGAACUGUAACCAGGUGUGUCAGUGUUCAGGAGUGAAUGAGGAGUGCAACCCUGUCACUGGGAAAUGUACCUGUCUACCUGGCUAUCAUGGUACCCGCUGUGAUCUCCAAUGUCCAGAGGGAACCUAUGGACCCUACUGUCGAGAGAGCUGCAAAUGCCAGAACGAGGGUCAGUGUGACACUGUGACUGGAACCUGCAGCUGUCCUCCUGGAUUUAUUGGACCAGACUGCAUGAUCACUUGUCCAGAAGGCUUUUAUGGGAAAGACUGUAUGAUGUUGUGUCCUUGUGGUGAAGGAGGUCGAUGUGACCCUGUGACAGGAAAAUGCCAGUGUCAGUCUGGCACAAUGGGUUCUACCUGCCAGAAAGUGUGUCCAAAGGGAAGAUAUGGACUAGACUGCUUGGAAUUCUGUGCCUGUCAGAAUAAUGGUAUCUGUAACCCAGAAGAUGGGACAUGCUCCUGUGGACUUGGAUGGACUGGUACCCAUUGUCAAAAAGAGUGCUCUGUGGGGAAGUAUGGAGCCAAUUGCCAGUUCGACUGUUUGUGUUGGAAUAACGGAACCUGUGAUCGGCUGACUGGCAGCUGUCAGUGUUUGGAGGGUUUCUAUGGCCCUUUGUGUGAACAUGCUUGCCCUCUGGGGUUUUAUGGUUUAACCUGCGCUCACUCCUGUGACUGUAAGCACGGUGCUGCUUGUGAACCCAGCACAGGCCAGUGCAUCUGUCCACCUGGCUACCAUGGCGAUUACUGUGAAAAAGCUUGUGAAGCUGGACAUUUUGGGGAGAGAUGCCAGCAGAUGUGUGAUUGUGAAGGCCUCACAUCAUGCCAUCCUGUAACAGGAAAGUGCCUUUGCCCACCAGGUAGAACUGGAGACCGAUGUGAUAGCGAAUGCAGGACAAACCGAUAUGGACCUAACUGCUCCUUGACCUGCAAUUGUGCUAACAAAGCUCACUGCAACUCCCGCAAUGGAAGCUGCGUAUGCUCCUUUCAGUGGAUGGGGCCUACUUGUGAAGAAGAAGAUACAAAUAACAUGCCAGAAACACUUUUAAAUGAAGAGGUGAAAGUGAAGGAGAAACUUAAAAUGAUCUGGGAAAGGGUACUGAGGAAAGUAUUAGAACGAAAGAUGGACAAGUCACUAGGACCUGACGGACUUCAUCCUAGGCCUGAAAAGGAGUGCCUGCGGAGAUAG